GGUAGGCCCGCAGGCAGCCCCCGCGGGACCCGUUCCCGCUGCCAGCCACCGGGACGUUCAUGCCCCGGCUAUACGCGUCAGGCACGCCGAGACCCGGCGGGGCAGGGCAACUCGGCCUCCCCUCCCUCCCGGCGGUGGUUCUUCCGCCGGCAGCUCCCUCCCACCGCUUUCCUCUUCCGGAGACAGCACGCUGCGGGCCGAGCUGGCCUCGGCGGCGGGGCGCCAGGUGAGCCAUGUCUUUCCAUUCUGGGCGAGGAUGUCCCCGUGGUCAGGGAGGACCAGGAGCAAGAACUUCAGCACAGACCUACCGCCCUCAAAACCUACGGCAGCUUCACCCUCAGCAGCCCUCUGUACAAUACCAGUAUGACCAGCAAACUGCCCCACCAACAGCCUACUCAAACCCACCAGCCACUGGUUACAUGCCUCCCAGGACGGACUUUGUGCCCUACCCUCCUCCAGUGCCCCCUUCCACACAAAACCCCAUCAGCCAGUGUCCCAUGAGGCCACCUUUUCCGAAUCACCAGAUGAGGCAGAACUUCCCAGUGCCUCCGUGCUUCCCUCCUGCUCCUCCACCAGUGCCAAAUCCUAGCAGCACUCCUGUGCCAGGGACUCCUGCCGGGCAAAGCACCUUUCCUUACAUGAUGCCUCCUCCCACAGUACCUCAUCCUCCCCCCCCACCAGUCAUACCACAGCAAGUCAGCUACCAGCCUGUGUACUCCACAGGGUAUUCACAGCAGUCCUUCCCACCACCGAGCUUCAACAGCUAUCAGCACAGCUCCAGCUCCUUCCAGAGCAGCACUGCCAACAGCAGUGGUGCCAGCAGCCAUUUUCGGCACACGGGUCAGUACCAGGGAGAGAAGUCGCAAAGUGAUCGACGUUCCCCAGACAGGAGCAAGCACUAUGAGGAGCACCGACAUCGUGAGCAUGGUCACAUCCACAGUGACAGGCAUCGCUCCACCAACCACAGCGACCGUCGGGAGCGAGGACGGAGUCCGGACAGGAGGAGGCAGGAAAGCAGUCGGCAUCGGACAGAUUAUGACAGAGGAAGGAUAUCGCCUCAUCACAGAAGUUACGAGCGUAACAGGGAGCGGGAACGGGAGAGGCAUAGGCACCGUGAAAGCAGACGAUCACCAUCCCCAGACAGAUCCUACAAAAAAGAUUACAAGAGAGCAGGAAGCCGGUCUCCCAGCAGAGAGCGAAAGAGACCCCGAUGGGAGGAGGACAGAGAAAAGUGGUCUGACAACCAGAGCUCCAGCAAAGAGAAAAGUUAUACCACUAUUAAAGACAAGGAGUCAGAGGAGAAUGCAUCUGAAAAAAAUGAAGAGGAAGAUGAGGAGUUACUUAAACCAGUCUGGGUUCGUUGUACCCACUCUGAAAGCUAUUAUUCCAAUGACCCUAUGGAUCAAGUGGGAGAUUCUACUGUGGUAGGAACAAGCAAGCUCCGAGAUCUGUAUGAGAAGUUUGAUGAGGAGUUAGCAAAGCGACAGGCAAAGGCCAAAGCAGCCAGACCACCCUGGGAGCCACCAAAGACCAAACUGGAUGAAGAUUUAGAGAGCUCCAGUGAGUCAGACUGUGACUCUGAAGAUGACAGCAGCUGCUCCAGCAGCUCAGAUUCGGAAGUUUUUGACGUCAUUGCAGAAAUUAAGCGUAAAAAAGCACAUCCUGAUCGUCUCCAUGAAGAACUGUGGUACAAUGAUCCAGGGCAGAUGAAUGAUGGACCUUUGUGCAAGUGCAGUGCUAAAGCCCGACGAACGGGAAUAAGACAUGGCAUUUAUCCUGGUGAAGAGCCCAUUAAACCAUGUCGCCCCAUGACCAACAAUGCUGGAAGGCUUUACCACUAUCGAAUUACUGUGUCACCUCCCACAAAUUUCUUAACAGAUAGACCUACUGUUAUUGAGUAUGAUGACCAUGAAUAUAUCUUUGAAGGGUUCUCAAUGUUUUCACAUGCCCCACUUACAAAUAUUCCUCUGUGUAAAGUAAUCAGAUUUAACAUUGACUAUACGAUUCAUUUCAUUGAGGAAAUGAUGCCUGAGAAUUUUUGUGUGAGAGGGCUUGAGCUGUUCUCUUCAUAUCUAUUCAAAGAUAUUUUGGAGCUCUAUGACUGGAAUCUUAAUGGUCCUCUUGAAAAUGAUUCAGUUUCCUGCCCCAGAUUCCACUUCAUGCCACGAUUUGUGAGGUUUCUUCCAGAUGGAGGAAAAGAAGUGCUCUCAAUGCAUCAGAUUCUUCUCUACUUGUUACGAUGCAGUAAAGCUCUGGUGCCUGAAGAGGAGAUUGCCAACAUGCUUCAGUGGGAAGAACUGGAAUGGCAGAAAUAUGCAGAAGAAUGCAAAGGGAUGAUUGUUACCAGCCCUGGCAUGAAACCGAGCUCAGUUCGUAUUGAUCAACUGGACCGUGAACAGUUCAAUCCUGAUGUAAUUACUUUCCCCAUUAUUGUCCACUUUGGGAUACGACCUGCUCAGCUCAGUUAUGCUGGAGAUCCACAAUACCAAAAGUUGUGGAAGAGUUACGUGAAGCUGCGUCACCUCCUGGCCAAUAGCCCCAAAGUCAAACAGGCUGAUAAACAGAAAUUAUCACAAAGAGAGGAAGCCCUGCAGAAAAUUCGUCAGAAGAACACCAUGAGACGUGAAGUGACUGUGGAGUUGAGUAGCCAGGGAUUCUGGAAAACAGGGAUACGCUCUGAUGUCUGCCAGCACGCAAUGAUGCUUCCUGUCCUCACCCACCAUGUCCGCUACCAUCAGUGUCUGAUGCAUUUGGACAAACUGAUAGGCUACACUUUCAGAGAUAGGUGCUUGCUGCAGCUUGCAAUGACUCAUCCAAGCCAUCACUUAAACUUUGGAAUGAAUCCAGAUCAUGCCAGAAAUUCCUUAUCCAACUGUGGGAUUCGACAGCCAAAGUAUGGAGAUAGAAAAGUUCAUCAUAUGCACAUGAGAAAAAAAGGAAUAAACACCCUGAUAAAUAUUAUGUCCCGUUUGGGACAGGAUGAUCCAGCUCCUUCCAGGAUUAACCACAAUGAGCGUUUAGAAUUUCUGGGAGAUGCUGUGGUGGAGUUCUUAACAAGUGUUCACUUGUACUACUUGUUUCCCACCCUGGAGGAAGGAGGGUUGGCUACGUAUCGCACUGCCAUUGUACAGAACCAACACCUGGCCAUGUUGGCUAAGAAGCUGGAACUGGAUCGAUUUAUGCUUUAUGCUCAUGGUCCAGACCUUUGCAGGGAAUCGGAUCUCCGCCAUGCUAUGGCCAACUGCUUUGAAGCCCUAAUAGGAGCUGUUUAUCUAGAGGGGAGCCUAGAAGAAGCAAAACAAUUAUUUGGGCGUUUACUCUUCAAUGACAAGGACCUGCGGGAUGUAUGGCUUAAUUAUCCACUACACCCACUCCAACUGCAGGAGUCCAAUACUGACAGGCAACUCAUCGAGACCUCUCCAGUUCUUCAAAAGCUUACAGAGUUUGAGGAGGCAAUUGGAGUCAUCUUUACUCAUGUUCGGCUUCUAGCACGUGCAUUCACUCUGAGGACAGUGGGCUUUAACCAUCUGACUCUGGGCCACAACCAGAGGAUGGAAUUCCUGGGUGACUCCAUAAUGCAGUUGGUAGCCACAGAGUAUUUAUUCAUACAUUUCCCUGAUCAUCAUGAAGGGCACUUAACGCUGUUGAGAAGUUCUUUGGUGAACAACAGAACACAGGCCAAGGUGGCAGAAGAACUGGGUAUGCAAGAAUUUGCCAUCACUAAUGACAAGACAAAAAGACCUGUAGCUCUUCGAACUAAGACUUUGGCUGAUCUCUUAGAAUCCUUUAUUGCUGCCCUAUACAUUGACAAGGAUUUGGAAUAUGUCCACACUUUCAUGAAUGUAUGCUUUUUUCCAAGGUUAAAGGAGUUUAUUUUAAAUCAAGAUUGGAACGAUCCUAAAUCUCAGCUUCAGCAGUGCUGCUUGACUCUCAGGACAGAAGGAAAGGAGCCAGACAUUCCUCUUUACAAGACUUUGCAGACAGUGGGACCAUCUCAUGCCAGGACAUACACCGUAGCUGUUUACUUCAAAGGGGAAAGAAUAGGAUGUGGUAAAGGCCCAAGUAUUCAGCAAGCAGAAAUGGGAGCUGCAAUGGACGCACUUGAAAAAUAUAACUUUCCCCAGAUGGCCCAUCAGAAACGGUUCAUUGAACGGAAGUACAGACAAGAGUUGAAAGAAAUGAGGUGGGAAAGAGAGCAUCAAGAGAGGGAGCCAGAUGAGACCGAAGAAGCAAAGAAAUAAAAGGAGGGCACAGAAGCAGUGGCAUAUUUACUUACUUAAUAACUCUGACUAUGGCCUAUGGAGACCUAACCUAGUUUCUUCCAGAUGAUGAAUGAAGAGUGCCUGUUGAUAUCAAACAGGAAAUCAUAAUCUGUCAUUUAAAAGGUGUGUGUAUAUAUAUGGAAUUUCUUUAGCUUGGUUUUAAUUGCGAUUUAUUUGGCUUUUUUAAUAAGAUUUGGUUUUAAAUUCUUAUUUUUUUUAAGUUGUGGCAUUAUUUUUAUUACUUUUACUGUCUUGAAUGAAGUAAUAAAGUGUUAAUUUCAAAAGCCCAUCAGAGGAAGAACUGUUUGCCAAUUGUGUCCUAUGUCCAAAUGCUGUUUUUUCAGUGACAAGUAAAGUUACUGCAUGAAUUCUACUGUGGAGCAGAAAAGUGUUAUCAGAAACAAAUUCAGAAGAGCACUUAAGCAUGUACCUAACUUAGGUUUUGCAGCUAAAAGUACUACUUGACUCUGCUAACUUGGAGCUAUAAGCUUCAGGUCUUUUUACAAAAACUGGUUCAGUAAUUUAAGCAAAGAAGAUACUCAAUAUUUUUAUAAACAGUGGAUUCCACAUCUGGAAUGUGACAUAGGUGUGUGUGGAAUGUUGGGGGUUUUUGUCUUAAAAUCAGUAUUAUGAAACUCUAAGAAAAAGAAACAAAGGUAAUUUGGAAGCAAGAGAAUGACAGCUUUUUUAUAGAAUGUACUGAGUUUACAAAUUCCAUUUAAUUCUCAAUGUCUUCCUCUAUUUAACUAGUGUCUACUUCAAUGGAUUUCUUUGUCCAGAAGAUACCAGUGUGACGAUAAUAUUAAAAUGGUGUGUUAGAAACUCCACAGAGGUGCUGUUCCAGAUAGGUUCAUUGUUUCCAAAGACAGGCAAAAUUUGUCCCUAAGGUGCAGUUCAAAGGUGGCGGAGUUUUAAGUCACCUCAUUUCCUUUAUUUUUUGUGUCUUUGGUUUGUAUUAGACAGGCAGUGUUUCUUCUGUAAAAGCUUAAAGUGGUACCAAAAGUGCAGCAUCCACUAUGUCAGAUGAUGGCUUUACCCACUGACUAUCAGCUUCAUUGUAGGUAUUGCUGUGUUGUUCAUACUUUUAAUUUGCCCGCUUCCAGCCAUUUGUUUUAACUAAGCUGAUUUCUAGGUUAAAACAGUCCUUUAAUGCGUGCAUAUUGUGUAGUCAUUUCUCUGUCUUUCCUGUCUUUCUUUUCUUUCUGCCCAAAGAAUUCAUGCCAAGUUUUGAAAGAAAACUUUUGCUAAAUGACUUCUGCUCAAUGGCCACACUAUGCUGAGCAAUUAAUUUGGCUGUUGUCUGAAACACCUUUCUGCAGGUGUGUGAUGGGCAUCCAUGAAAGCACUUUAUUGCAGGUGCCUAAGUAGAUACAAAUGUAGCUGAAAAGUUCUGACUACUGGAAAGUCUUCCCAAAGUUUCACUUCUGAGCAAAUCAGUAUGUAUUUUCAUAAGCAAAUUUUGUACAUGUGUGAUGUAAGAUGCACUUAAAUGUGUUGUUUUGUUUCUUUUAAACUUAACCCAACAGCACUACCUCACUUCUUCCUGCUCCUAUAAUUGCCUUUUCUUAAUGGAUUGAUGCUUAAAAUCCAUUUCAGAGAAUGAGAAGAAAAAAAGCAUUCUGUAAUUUAGAGAGUGAUAAUAAGCCAUUAAAACAUAAAGAAGGGGAUAAAACAAAAAAGAUGAAGGCAAGGAGCUUCUUUCUACUGGGUACUGCUGUUCUUUGACUUUUGAGAAGAGAUUGCAAGUCCUUAUAGCUUCAGUCUGUAAAUAAAAAGCUGAAAUGCCUCAACAGCAGCAGGCUUCCAGAGCAAGCAGAAACAAUUUCCCAUCCUUCAAGGUUUUUGUGUUUCAAUUUUUUUUAAAGAAUUUCCCAUCUGCUUUUUAGCAUUAAGUUGAAAUGGUGCAUUGGUAGAGGGUUAAGGGUAAUUGUGUACACCAUUAUUUUAUUUUUCCCACUUAACUGUGACCAGAUUCAUGUGUUUAACAAGUGGAAAGUGCAGUGACUUCAUUUUCAGGUGUAUGGUUCCAUUACAAAUUUCUUCCAUCAUAUCUGCUGUGUAUAUUGGAAUUGUGGUAUUGUUAGCUCAUAGUUUAACAUUAAUUUUUCCUAUACAUCAUUUCACUUAUCAGCUGUAAGAAUACCGAGCUUCUUAAUUAAUAGGUGUAUUUUUGCUUAAAACUAGAUGAAUUUGUCAGAUACGUUAUUUUGGAAGAAGAACCCAUAAAUUGCCUGAGAACUUUUAAAACAAUUUCUGCAUUCUUAUAUUACAGUUACCGAGUUUUUUCUUUUUUUUCAUUGUAUAAGCAUGGGCUAGGAACAUUGCCUGAGGAAACUUUGUCUCAAGGGCAGGAAACAAAAAAAAGGCAAAUUCACACUUCCUUUUCUGCAUCAAAACUGCUGUGUAUGCCCAGUGGCCGUGAAUGUUUCUCAUAAUUCAAGAAGAUGCAUAGAAUGUGUAAUGUGAGCACAGUACUUUAUAACACACAAACGAGAGAAAGUUGUUUAAGUUGCCUUAUAUUUGUGCAAAAAAUCACUACUGAGCUCAUGUUAAUCAGUGGAACAGCUGUAGUCCAUAACUAGGAACUUUGGCUGCUUUUUUUGAAAUGUGAAGGUGUCUCUGGUUUCUUGAUAAAGGAAGGUAUUUUUGAUUUCUCCAGUGCCUGAUAUGCCCUUAUCGAGAGUUAGUCAUGCAAGAUCUGUUGGUGUGAUUUGAGUACCAGUAGGUGAAUGAA
This is a messenger RNA of Calypte anna (Anna's hummingbird), 6996 nucleotides long. RefSeq names its product drosha ribonuclease III (gene DROSHA). The coding region runs from base 234 to 4241 and encodes 1335 amino acids. Gene Ontology annotation, cellular component: nucleus. The record is from RefSeq and is a predicted model, not a curated record. Gene Ontology annotation, biological process: regulation of gene expression; rRNA processing; pre-miRNA processing. NCBI's taxonomy places the organism in Eukaryota, Metazoa, Chordata, Aves, Apodiformes, Trochilidae. Gene Ontology annotation, molecular function: ribonuclease III activity; double-stranded RNA binding. The transcript is spliced from 32 exons.